Molecule: messenger RNA, 801 nt
Organism: Coccidioides posadasii C735 delta SOWgp
Lineage: Eukaryota; Fungi; Ascomycota; Eurotiomycetes; Onygenales; Onygenaceae
Gene: UBC11
Product: Ubiquitin-conjugating enzyme E2 11
Source: RefSeq, a predicted model, not a curated record
CUCUCAUACAGUUUGGAGAGCUUAUUGUUUGGGAUUAAGAUGGAUUAUUCUCUCGAGGAUUCUCAGAAUGCGGCUCCGGAUGCCCCUUCGGUGCAAGAAACUUCGAAGCUGAAUCCUGCGGCCGUCAAGGCCGAAGCCCAAACCGUCACAAAAAGACUGCAAAGCGAGCUUAUGCAGCUUAUGACGUCCCCUUCGCCAGGAAUCUCGGCUUUCCCCGAUGCAGACGGAAACUUGCUUUCUUGGACGGCUACCAUCAACGGUCCAGAGGAUACCCCAUAUGAGAAUCUGGUCUUCAAGCUCUCCUUUGGCUUCCCAACAAACUAUCCCUAUGCGCCUCCGACCGUCUUAUUCAAAACCCCUAUAUACCAUCCAAACGUCGACUUCUCUGGCCGUAUUUGCCUUGAUAUUCUCAAGGAAAAGUGGAGUGCCGUGUAUAACGUACAGAGUGUUCUGCUAAGUCUCCAAAGCCUGCUGGGUGAACCUAAUAAUGCGAGCCCGCUGAAUGGUCAGGCUGCCGAGUUGUGGGAUACGAAUCCAGAUGAGUUUAAGAAGCAUGUACUCGCUCGACAUCGCGAUAUUGAGGACAUUGAAUAGUUCCAAUAAAGACGACGAUCAUAUGAUGAUAUGUGCAUAGGGCAGGGCUUUAAAUUUUCUUUUGGCGUUUUUCGAGUGCUUCCAAGCGGCCUGGCGAGAGGCCUUCGGGGUUGUCCAAGGUCCUCAAUCAGCCCUAUGACGGAGUUUGCCUGGCAUGUCGGACUUUGGCUUCUCUUUUAUUGGAUUCGAAUUUUGCAUAAGGCUUGG